This is a messenger RNA of Austrofundulus limnaeus, 2149 nucleotides long. RefSeq lists its product as uncharacterized. The coding region runs from base 399 to 1553 and encodes 384 amino acids. The transcript has 10 exons. The record is from RefSeq and is a predicted model, not a curated record. Lineage: Eukaryota; Metazoa; Chordata; Actinopteri; Cyprinodontiformes; Rivulidae.
UCGUGUAAUUUGUUGUCAUAUAUAUAGAGCCAUUACCACGCACAUAAUCAGCUUAACACAGUCUCAUUUGGAGCCUGACUACUUCCUGGAGGCUCGGCGGACACAGCUCUGGUAUCGUGUAGAAUCAAACGCGCAUGCGCGACACGCAAACCCCGCUCUGCUGUUUGUACCUGCGGCUGUUCGUCAAACGCUCCGAUAGGAUCAUUACAACAACAACAACACACAACCUGCGCUGCUGUGCUCCGACGGCGCUGUCCGCGGAGUGCUGGACAUUUAACUCUCGUGUUUUCGUGUGAAGCUGGGAGGAGUGUGGGCUCGCUGUGAUUUAUUUUGUUAUCUUUAAGUUUCCCUCCCCGGUGGUAAAGGGAGCACGCGGGAGUUGUCUCGCGGAGGUGACAAUGAUUCCAGCUCAGGAACUUUUUGUCUUCGUCACGACCAUGUUACUUCAGGUUUCCCACAGCGACGCAGACCAUCACCUUCCUGCACCAACACAGCUUUCUUACAAAUGGCUCGACGCAUUCAUCGUAAACAUCACCUGGUCCUGGACGAGGCCUGAAGACCUGCCAAAAAACUGUGAAAUCAAAUAUCAUAUACACGAGGUGGAUCACAAAAUAACGGACGCUCAGACAACUCAGAAAUACUACGUAGUUGACCUGAAAGAAAACGGGGAUGUAAAGCUCAACGUUCACACUGAGUGCGAGAGUUGGAGUCAAAGCAGAAAAGCACACGUAACCAUUUCAAGACUAAAGCCAAGUGCUAAGCUUGUGAGGGAUUUCAAGUGUUUUCAAAAAUCUGAUGGACUAAACUGUUCCUGGACACCAGUUAAUCCGUCAUCAGAACCAAAGGUCUCCUAUAGGCAUGGUGGGCAAACUGAGGAAGACAUCAAAGGUUUACGGACGUGCAGUCCAUCCUGCAGGAUCAAUGAGAGGUGUAACUGUUUCAUGAAAGUCGACACGUCUCGGUCAAUCUAUCUGGUUGCAGAGACAGACACUGCAGAGGAAAUCAUUGCUCCUAUUUACAUGACACCUCUGACAGAAAUGAGCAUUCGGGAAGAUGGAGACUAUCUCAAGUUGACAUGGACGCUUCCUGAUGUUGGACAGGAAUGUGACUGGCAAUACCACCUCCACUACAAAGCAUGUGCUGUAAAUAAAUAUCUGACAUCUGUUGAUCAUAAAAGCAGCAGGGGGGUGGUCAUUCCUUAUGAUAAAUGCUGUAAGUACGAGUUCCAGUAUAAUAUGACGACCCAUCACCACUGCUCAAGUGUGACCAGCAAGAACAGUCCUCUAAUAUCUUACGGUGAAGCAAAGCCUUGUGUCAGAGUGUCUACUGUGGUGGCCAUCAUCAUCCCCAUUCUUCUCUUUCUCUGCAUCACGCUGUCCUGCUACUGCUUCCACAGGAACAGCAGCAUAUUCUGUCAGAACUGGCAAGACCCUUCGGAAUUUAAGGACGUGCUGGGCCGAUUAAUUAACCAGAAGGACAUGGUGUACACGCCGGAUGUGGAGCAGACGCAGACUCCCACUGUUGAACUGCUUAAAAAUGAUGAGCCACGUUAGCGAUCAGGACCUGCUCACACAAAUUUCUGCAAGGCAGCUAGACUUGGACUUUGAGAUUCUUACAGAGAAACUUCACUCCGUCUCAUAGACCCAUCUGUGGACCUGUGGGACACCAGUGCUGUACACUUUGACCAAUAAAUGUCAGCAAAAAGCGAGUUUUUUUACCAGCUGCUAACACUGUGCAAACGUCUGAAGCCAGACCCUCGUUUUGUAUGAAUCACACGCAGAUAUGGCAACCAUUCAGAAGGCAGCAGGCGAUCCUCUGGCUGUACGAGCUGCUGACCUCCACCCAUGUUUUAGCCUCCACACAGGCUGAUGGCAUUAACUCUGCUUUUUAUCAUGGUUUCCUACCCUGAACCACAACCUGGAGUCGUUGCCUCAGCUGAGACACUCAGUUUGUGUCUGGAUGCUUGCCAACUCUGAUGACCUCUGCAAUUUUUCAUACGUUUAUGAAAACAAGGAUUUUAUUACGAAUUUUAUUGAAAACACAAGUUGUGUUACGACACCUUUUCGAACCGUGUAUGAACUUUUUGAAAGGAAAAUGGGGACGAGAGCCGUGUAAAUGUCUGAAAAUACAUUAAAGGUUUACAAAGCUG